AUGAUUUCACCUGAGAUAAAUCCAGGAUGCCGGAUAAAUUUGCAGCACAUAGAACCACACCACCUUGCUCCAUACCUAGACAUCUUGCGGACGACGUCUCUCAUGGCCUGUUUCUACUCUGAGUAUAGCAAACAUUAUGAUGAGGACUAUUUCAACAAAACAUCUCACGUCAUCACCAUCUGUAAACCAGGAACGAUGUGCUCGAAUUCACAACACUCGGACAGCUAUGAAAGAGGCUGCUACAACUCAAAAAAUCACGUUCACCACCAGACCUGCAGAGGAGACUUCUGUAACAACAUGACUUCGACAGAAAUGGUGUUGGUGAAUGAGAUUCUUAGAUUUACGCCAACAACAGUUGAAACAACUACUGUUAAUUGUCCAAAUAAUCCCCAGCAUGUGUGUCUGGAUGACUUGUCGUUUUGUUCAUAUUAUAAUUCAAUGACUGGUGCCUGUAAUAGACCGAUCGACAAGACCUCUGAAGACUUCUUCAACAGAUGUUCGCUUUUCUGUAAAAGAUGCUCAGAGUAUUGUCAAUAUAUUUCCAUUAAAACCACCCAAUCUCCAGGUACUGGUACUCCCCUUGAAGCACCAGAGAUAAACCCAGACUGCCGGAUAAACAUCUUACGGACGACGUCUCUAGUGGCCUGUUUCUACUCUGAGUAUAGCAAACAUUAUGAUGAGGACUAUUUCAACAAAACAUCUCACGUCAUCACCAUCUGUAAACCAGGAACGAUGUGCUCUAAUUCACGUCACUCAGACGCCUAUGAAAGAGGAUGUUACAACUCAAAAAACCACGCAAACCACCAGACCUGCAGAACAGAUUUCUGUAACAACAUGACUUCGACAGAAAUGGAUUUGGUGAAUAAUAUUCUUAGUUAUAUAACAACUACCACCACCUCAACAACAACAACAACACCAAAACCAACAACAACACCAAAACCAACAACAACAACAACACCAACACCAACAACACCAACAACACCAAAACCAACAACAACAACACCAAAACCAACAACAACACCAAAACCAACAACAACAACAACACCAAAACCAACAACAACACCAAAACCAACAACAACAACAACGCAAAAGCCAACAACAACAACAAUGUCUACAACAUCAACAACAACAACACCAAUGCCAACAACAACAACACCAACAACAACACCAAUGCCGACAACAACACCAAUACCAACAACAACGACACCAAAACCGACAACAACCACUACAACAGCUCCUAGUACAUCAACAAACACACCUUCCACAACAGUAACUAGUACAGCAAUGCCUAGCACAGCUACAACUACUAAACCUUCUACAGUUACAAAUACUACAACACAAACAGUUGUAACCUGCCCGAGUAGCCCCCAGCAUGUGUGUCGGGAUGACUUGUCGUUUUGCUCAUAUUAUAAUUCAAUUACUGGUGCCUGUAAUAGACCGAUCGACAAGACCUCUGAAGACUUCUUCAACAGAUGUUCGCUUUUCUGUAAAAGAUGCUCAGAGUAUUGUCAGUACCUUUCUUCCAAAACGACCCAACCACCAGUGACCCGGCAAUGUCACCAGUGUGGGGAUCCCCGUACUUCUACUCCCUGUUCCACCUUGGAGGUUUACACUGGACCCUCUACAUCGUGUCCCCAGGGACAUGACUUCUGUAUGACAGAUAUACAUCAUGAUCUCCAUGGUAAUGACAACAUCCUUAAGAGGUGUGUGACCAGACAGGAGUGUGAAACACAAUGGUUGUCUCAGACCUCUGACCAGGAUCACUGUAUCAACUUUGGUCAAGUUCCAAUCAGUGGGGAAUACACUUGUCACUUCUGCUGUACCAAAGAUGGGUGUAAUGCCCGGGUUCUCCCAGACCACAGUACACUAUUCACCAAAACAUAA
Messenger RNA from Saccostrea echinata, 1884 nucleotides. RefSeq names its product mucin-2-like. Bases 1 to 1884 code for a protein of 627 amino acids. The transcript is spliced from 19 exons. Lineage: Eukaryota; Metazoa; Mollusca; Bivalvia; Ostreida; Ostreidae. The record is from RefSeq and is a predicted model, not a curated record.